Messenger RNA from Dicentrarchus labrax (European seabass), 2871 nucleotides. RefSeq names its product calcium responsive transcription factor (gene carf). The transcript is spliced from 15 exons. Gene Ontology annotation, cellular component: nucleus. Lineage: Eukaryota; Metazoa; Chordata; Actinopteri; Moronidae. Gene Ontology annotation, molecular function: DNA-binding transcription factor activity, RNA polymerase II-specific; RNA polymerase II cis-regulatory region sequence-specific DNA binding. The record is from RefSeq and is a predicted model, not a curated record. Gene Ontology annotation, biological process: regulation of transcription by RNA polymerase II. The coding region runs from base 140 to 1870 and encodes 576 amino acids.
CUCAGAGGGUAAAAACUGUCGCCAUUGAGCUCCUGUAGUAAAAACGCGAAUGUGUUUGUUGAGAGCGGAAGCGGAGGGCGGCGGCAGACUGAAGACGAGGAGGCGGUGAUGUCACCCAGGUGACUCUGGGGCUGUUGCCAUGGAGACGAGCACAGACUGUGAGGUCAGCAGUCCUGAUCCUGAGCGGUCUUCAGAUCCUGGAUCAGACCUGCUGCUAGGCUCCGCCUCCUCACUCAUCUCACCUGUAACAGCAACAUUAAGCCCCGCCCCUCCAGCCGACUGGCCCUGCCCACCGUCUCCUGUCGUAACCACAGAAACAAACACUCCUCUUCCUCCUCCUGCCGCUGGCUCCGCCCCCUCUGAUCCACCUGCUGACACCUGGAUGACAUCACAGCUGCUGGCUCCGCCCUCAGAGACGAGUCAGCUGAUCAUCGUGGAGCAGCGGAGUGAACACAUGGUGAUCAUCGCGGGCCAAUCAGAGGGCAGAGAGGUGUUUGUCAUCCCGUCCAAUCAGCUGGCGGUGAUCUCCAGCAGCCCGGCAGAUGCUGUUAACAUCCCGGUAACCGCGGUAACAGACUCCAGCAGCAGCAGUCGGCCUAUCAGCAGUGUGAAGCUGCUGCCCGCCGGCGCCCCCUGCUGGGCGCUGAGACUGCGUAACGCUGAGCAGAAGUUGGGAGACUCCUACCGAGGGUUCUGCUGCUCGGAGGCCGAGCUGGAGGCCAUCUUGUUGCUCCACAAGCAGCAGACCGGCUGCGUCUUCGGGACCCGUCAGUCUCCGUCUGUGGACAAACCAGCAACCAGGCUCAUGUGGAAGUCUCAGUACGUCCCGUACGACGGGAUCCCGUUCGUCAACGCGGGCAGCAGAGCGAUUGUGAUGGAGUGUCAGUUCGGACCUCGAAGGAAAGGACUGAACAAGAACUGUGAACACACAUACAGAGCUACCUGUCCCGCCAGGAUCUACAUCAAGAAGGUUCGGAAGUUUCCGGAGUUCGGCGUUCCCACGGAGCCGACGGCGGACAAGAGGACGGUGAAACAGGAGCAGGAGAAGGCCUUCCAGAUUCUGAAGAACCAGAACCUGGAGUCCGGAGGCGUCAUCAGGUUUUACCUGCAGCUCCCCACAGAGAGAGCUCACCUGUAUCACACCGUGGACACGCCCCCCAUCCCCCCGCCUCCGCCCGACCUCCCCCCUCCACCCACCCUGCCGGAGGAGGAGGAGGAAGAGGAUGAAGAGGAGGAGGCAGGAGACCAGGACGGAGCCAUCCCGUCUCGGCUCCACCCGCGAGUGGCAGAGAGGAUCCGACAGCUGGUGGCGGCGGGUCACCGUCAGGUGUACAGCGUCCGUAAGCAGCUCAGGCGCUUCGUGGAGAAGGAGCUGUGUAGAUGUGACGGUCUUCCAGAGAGACACAACCUCAGAUACUUUCCCACCGUCAACGACAUCAAGAACCACAUACACGAGUCCCAGAAGGCCUUGGGGCUGACCAGCCCUCCUGAGUGGACAGAAGACAGUACUGACCCUCUGAUGGAGACAGUCACACUGACACUGACUCCUGCUGCUCAAGUCAGCAGUGACUCUUUGUCUCCUGAAGCCGUUCAGCUCUUCACGUCUCUCUCGUCUCUGCAGCCAAAGAUUUUUGCUCAGCUGCAGGGAAUCCUCCUGCCACUCCCUCCUCGUCCUCUCUCCCCGCUCCCUCCAUCCUCCCUCCUCCAGACUCCUGUGGGGGAGUCAGCGGGGGCGUCGGGCCCAGAGGAGGAGCUCUGUGCGGGGGAGCGGCUCGGUGGAGGAACCCAGCAGGUGGUUCUACAGAACGGAGAGAACGUCCAGCUGCAGAUCAUUACCUCUGCUGCAGACAGCGAGGAGGCUAAUCAAUAACCAUAUUGAUCACUAAGCCCCGCCCCCUUAGUUACUGUUGCUACACUGUCAAUUGUCACAUUCUAGAAUGUCACAUAAGUCCCCAGAAGCCCCGCCCCCAACUUCCUCCUUCCCUCUGCUUAGAUAUGCUACGUGCUAAGCUAAUCUAUGUUGGAAAUACAACCACAUUUUAAAGAUGGUUGAAAGAUAAAAGACAUUUAUACAGUCACAUCUAAAGUUAGCUACUGUUAGCAACACACUAGCUAACUAACUAGCUAAUCUACGUCUAGAGUUAGUGAGUUGUAAUAAUUGUCUAAUGUUAGCAAUCAGUCAGUUAGCUAGCUUUUUUUUCUACUCGGUAAUUUUCAUCAGUUGUUUGUUAAUGAGUGUUUUGCUAACGUUAGCUACCUUAAGAUGGGACCGUGUUUAUGUUUCUCUACACAUUAAACAGAUUAAACAGAUAAAACACGUCGUAAGUUAGCUAAUGUUAGCAAAACAGUAGCUAACUAGGUAGCUAAUUUACAUCAGUUGUUAGCGGGCUAGUUUUAUCUGAAAGCUAAUUUUAGCAAAACACUAGCUAACAAACAACUUGUGUAAAUUAGCUAGCUAACAUUAGCUUUCUGAUGAUUAGCUCAUUUACAUCGGUUGUUAACGUUUAAUAAAAUAAUAAUAAUAUAUAAACAGUAGCUAACUUUAGAUGUGACGAUAUAAAUGUCUCUUUUAUCUUUUAACCAUCUUUAAAAUGUGGUUGUAUUUCCAACAUAGAUUAGCUUAGCAUGUAGCAUAACUAAGUAGAGGAGAGUUUUGGGUCAGUUAGUGAAAGUCUGUAAAUAAGCAGUCAGUUAUUCUAGUACAGUGUACAGUUAAUAUAGUUUACAGUUUAAUGAAGACGAGUGUAGAUAUAAAAGUUGUAAAUGUUGUUAUUGUAAAUAACUUCCUGUUUUUUGUACAGUUUUAAUAUUUAAGAUGGAAAAUGUUCUCAAGAGAUUGUUUUUAUUUUCUGUUAAAGCCUCCAAAACUGA